AGAUUUGCCCACCGUGCCUUCCUGCCACUCGUCUUCACGGUGUCCUCAGCAUUGAGAGCAAACAGGGAAAUCAAUUACACACCACAUCAUCAUCAUCAUCAUCAUCAUCGUGAGCAUUUCCCAAAAAAAAAGGAGAAUAAAGAAAUCAGAACGAUGCAGCGAGUGCGUGUGGCACAGCUGACGGUGGCCAUCGUUGGCAGCACGGCGCCGUCCUCCUCGGCCGUUGUUGCGGCGAUCGUGCAGACGCCCGUCCGCGGCUUCCGGAAGGAGCUCUUCGAAGGUCCGCUCGAUCUCAAGCCGGGCGAGCGGAGCGCCCGCAAAGGGCCCCCCGUGGCGCACAGCCUCCCCGUAUACAAAACCACGCACAAGCUGCACAACUCCGUGCGGUGGAAGAACGCCAACCUGGUGACGAACGUCGCCGGUGGGCAGGACUACCGCCUUCGCGAGACGCAGGGCGAGGGUACCUUCGACGAAACGGGUAUGUAUCGCGACUGGCUCUACGGUGAUGAGCGGCGAUACGCGAACUACAUCGGUCUGUCGCUCGGCGCGCUGGCGAUUGCGCUCUUCUGGUACACGAUGCGGGUGAUUGGAACGGAGACGUGGGAUAUCCCCACGCCGGUGCUCGCCUCGCAACGGAAGCGGCUGGCGAAGGUGCAGACGAACGCGGAAAGCGGCGCUGACGCGGCUGCAGAAGGCGGUGUUGUGGAUGCCGCGGUGGGCACCGCCAUGACGGAGAAGGAGAUCCGCCAAGAUGCGCUGGCGAUGCUGAAGCGGCCGACGGUGGUCUCGAAGUCUAGUUAA
Leptomonas pyrrhocoris is the source of this 801-nucleotide messenger RNA. RefSeq lists its product as hypothetical. The record is from RefSeq and is a predicted model, not a curated record. The transcript has a single exon. NCBI's taxonomy places the organism in Eukaryota, Euglenozoa, Kinetoplastea, Trypanosomatida, Trypanosomatidae. Bases 154 to 801 code for a protein of 215 amino acids.